GGCAGCCAGGCGGGCCUGUGCGCGCCGCGCUGCGCUGCGCUUUUGGCGAGGGAGCUGCGGCGGCGUGGGGUUGGAUGCCGAUCGCGGCUGCGACUGGCGGGUGCCGGGCGAGGCCCGUCUCUCGGAGCCCGCCAGCGAUCAGCUAGGCGCGGAAGCCGCCGCCUCCUUCCGCGGCGCGCCUCUUGGCACCUCCGAGGCUCGCUGCGGCGCGUCCUGGAAGGGUCCCCCAGCCAGCCGCCCCGGGGGCCUUGUGCGCCUCUCCUCCCGGCCCGGAGGGACUCGCACGCUCCAUUCUCCCCGCUGCAGCGCUUUGGCACCACCUCUGCCCGCCCCUCCGGGAGAGGUAGCAACAGCGGUGGCGGCGGCCCCGAGUCCUCCCGCGCCGCAACUCUCGCCCCAACCUUUGUGAAGUCAUCGGGAUGAACUUGAGCCGGAGCAGCAAACCUGCUUUUUAGUCCUGUGUUACUUGGAAGGGAGAACGCCGGCGGCCCGCCUCCUCCUCCUCGAGUUCAGGGCAUCGCCCCCGAGGCCCAAGGCAGAUACAUGGCUUAUAAGACCUUAAAAGGAUGCAGGUGCUUUCCCGCCUGUUCUUAAUCCUGGUUUUCUUGUGUGCCUGCUCUGUCCUGUACAUCUUGCUGUGCCCUCACUUUUGUGUGUCGUCGUGUUGGCUCGGCUGCCGUCAUCUGGAAGAGCAGGAGGGAGGUCUGGCAGCCGUGCCUGGAGCCACCCAGUUUGAGGGUUACAUCAGCGUCCCUGACGGGAAGCCAUUGGCUCGAGUGCCAUGCCGUCGGUGUGCCGUGGUCUCCAGCUCGGGGCAGAUGCUGGGUUCGCGUUUGGGGAAGGAGAUUGACGAGAAGGAGUGCGUCCUGCGGAUGAACCAGGCCCCCACUCAGGGUUACGAGGAGGAUGUGGGCAGCAGGAGCACCAUCAGGGUUGUUUCUCACACCAGCAUUCCCUUGCUCCUGCGGAACCAGACCUAUUUCUUCAAGCAGUCCCGGGACACACACUAUGUCAUCUGGGGGCCCACUAGGCUGAUGAGCCGAGAGAAGGUGGGCUUGGUCUACAGGACCCUCCUCAAGAUGAAGGAGAUGUACCCAAGCCUGCGCCUCUACACGCUGACCGAAAGGAUGAUGGCCCACUGCGAUGAACUCUUCCAGCUGGAGACAGGGAAGAACAGGAUGAAAUCCGGCUCCUUCCUGAGCACUGGCUGGUUCACCAUGGUCUUGGCGAUGGAGUUGUGUGAGCAUAUUUUUGUCUUCGGCAUGGUCAACGAGAGCUACUGCAGAAACAGGAGCCAGCCCACUGUGCCUUAUCACUACUUUGAGAAGGGCAGACUGGACGAAUGCAGGAUGUAUCUGGCCCAUGAAAGAGCCCCCCAAGGUGGGCACCGUUUCAUCACAGAGAAGGCUGUCUUUUCUCGCUGGGCAAAGAAAAGGAACAUUGUCUUCAAUCACCCUUCGUGGCCGGAUGGGUAGGCGGAGUGUG
Rhineura floridana is the source of this 1485-nucleotide messenger RNA. It is a transcript of the gene ST6GALNAC4, whose product is annotated as ST6 N-acetylgalactosaminide alpha-2,6-sialyltransferase 4. Gene Ontology annotation, molecular function: alpha-N-acetylgalactosaminide alpha-2,6-sialyltransferase activity. Bases 567 to 1475 code for a protein of 302 amino acids. The transcript has 6 exons. The record is from RefSeq and is a predicted model, not a curated record. Gene Ontology annotation, biological process: ganglioside biosynthetic process; oligosaccharide metabolic process. NCBI's taxonomy places the organism in Eukaryota, Metazoa, Chordata, Lepidosauria, Squamata, Rhineuridae.